UUUAUCUCUAUGGUUCCUAUAUCAACAGACACGGUGGAUAUGAUUGACGUAAACCACUCCUUGACAAAUGACUUUAUCCUCAGAGGAUUUACAGAUCACCCAGAGCUAAAGACCAUUCUGUUCGUGGUGUUCCUUACCAUCUAUCUGAUCACCAUGGUGGGGAAUCUUGGCCUGGUGGCAUUGAUUUACAUGGAGCGUCGUCUUCACACGCCAAUGUACAUCUUUCUAGGUAACCUUGCACUGAUGGAUUCCUGUUGUUCCUGUGCCAUUACCCCCAAGAUGUUAGAGAACUUCCUUUCUAAGGACAGAAUGAUUUCCCUCAAGGAAUGCAUGGCACAGUUUUACUUUCUCUGCCUUGCUGAAAGUGCAGAUUGUGUUCUCCUGGCUGCAAUGGCCUAUGACCGUUACGUGGCCAUAUGUAGGCCACUGCAAUAUCACACCAUGAUGUCAAAGAAACUCUGCAUUCAGAUGACCACAGGGGCCUACAUAGCUGGAAACAUGCAUGCCAUGAUUCAUGUAGGGUUUCUGUUUAGGUUAACUUUCUGUGGGUCUCACCAAAUCAAUCACUUCUUUUGUGACGUUCUUCCAUUAAUCAGACUCUCCUGUGUUGAUCCUUUCAUCAAUGAAUUGAUGAUAUUUAUCUUUGCAGGGUCAGUUUCAGUCUUCUCUUUCAUCACAAUUGUAAUCUCUUAUCUCUGCAUCCUUUUCAUGAUCUUCCAAAUGAAAUCCAAAGGGGGGAGAGGCAAAGCCUUAUCUACUUGUGCAUCCCACUUUCUCUCUGUCUCAAUAUUCUAUGGUUCUCUUCUCUCCAUGUACAUUCGACCAAAUUCAAUUAAAGAAGGAGAUAAAGAUAUACCCAUUGCUGUUUUUUACACUGUAGUGAUUCCUUUAUUAAACCCUUUUAUUUAUAGUCUAAGAAAUAAGCAAGUAAUAAGUGUUAUGACAAAAACUAUGAAGCAAACUUCAAAAUGUUAUGAAACAAAUAUCUCCUGUGGAAAUUGAUUUUAACAUGAUAAAACUUUUUUAAAAAUCAGGGAGUACUGAGAGAGUGGAAAAUGACCACUUUGUCCAUAAAAUAUUGAAUUACUAAACACGACGGUAUAUGGUUCAAAUAAGUUGAGAAAGGAGAGUCUGCUAGAAUGUACUUCAAAAUAUAAGCUAUUAGGUUACCUCAGCAGUUAACUGGAUAAGUACUCUUGAAUUCAAAAAUUGUGUCAGGGUGAAAUUAGUUACACUAGUCACUAAUUUCUUCAAAGUGUAAUAUGUAACAAUUUGCAA
This is a messenger RNA of Manis pentadactyla (Chinese pangolin), 1278 nucleotides long. RefSeq names its product olfactory receptor 5K1-like. Gene Ontology annotation, cellular component: membrane. Gene Ontology annotation, molecular function: odorant binding; olfactory receptor activity; G protein-coupled receptor activity. NCBI's taxonomy places the organism in Eukaryota, Metazoa, Chordata, Mammalia, Pholidota, Manidae. The coding region runs from base 10 to 1002 and encodes 330 amino acids. The record is from RefSeq and is a predicted model, not a curated record. Gene Ontology annotation, biological process: sensory perception of smell; G protein-coupled receptor signaling pathway. The transcript has a single exon.